AUGGUGUUAGAAGGCGGCUUGCCGGCCCCGCUGCAACUUUACGCUGCUGCCGCGGCCGGUCUCGCGCCCCGGCCGACGUGGCCCCCCUUUUUACCGUUCUUCGGAGUUCCCCCGCCGUUCCUGGCGAGACCGAGGCUGCCCCAUCCGCUGCCGAAUCGGGCCCCACAUGGACCCCCAAGCGAGGACUCUAAUGAGGACGGCGGGAGCAGCAAGGGUAUGUAUUGGGUCCUAAUUUAUUGUAUUUGA
This is a messenger RNA of Leptosia nina, 246 nucleotides long. Lineage: Eukaryota; Metazoa; Arthropoda; Insecta; Lepidoptera; Pieridae. The record is from the annotation of a GenBank genome assembly.